Messenger RNA from Haliotis rufescens (red abalone), 4097 nucleotides. RefSeq names its product gastrula zinc finger protein XlCGF57.1-like. Gene Ontology annotation, molecular function: RNA polymerase II cis-regulatory region sequence-specific DNA binding; DNA-binding transcription factor activity, RNA polymerase II-specific. The record is from RefSeq and is a predicted model, not a curated record. Gene Ontology annotation, biological process: regulation of transcription by RNA polymerase II. The transcript is spliced from 2 exons. The coding region runs from base 2252 to 3622 and encodes 456 amino acids. Lineage: Eukaryota; Metazoa; Mollusca; Gastropoda; Lepetellida; Haliotidae.
GAAUCAAUGCUGUGCUUCAACGUUGAAAUGAGAUUGCGAUUUUUGUCCAAGUCAAGGUUGAUCAUCUCUUGUAAGAAAUUUAGAGUUUGUAAUCAAACUCAGCUGAUUUUGUUGAAUUAUUUGUUACCAUGGAUGCACCACUGUCAACCAGAGACUAACAACAGUCAAGGCAGUGGAAACAUCUAAUCUAUCUGAAGAUUUAUUUUCCACCAGGACAAUUAACCUGUACACAAAUCUGUUGUCACCAUGACUACAGUGCAUGACUGUGGCUUUGAACUCCUUGAACAUCCUCCAUAUUCAACCUAAUUCCUGUGUUACAGCAUUGCCAUAAGCCAGUAUUAAGGCUGUCAUGACAUUCUAAAUAUCUAGAUUUUUUAACAGAAAGGCCUCUUCACUGUCAGCUGAAUGUAAUUAGUUGUGUGGAUAGUAGUUUUCCUCUGUUGUUGUUCUAGACAUAAGUCAACAUAGAAAACAAGUUCUGAUAAUAUCCAGCAUACUUUUGGUAGUUGUCAUGCAGAUAGUGAAUCUUUUUUUAUUUUAAUAUACAUCAUGAUACAUCAUAGAUUCUGUUCUCCGUGAUGUUCACUUCAAUAAACUGGUACGCCGUGAUAUAACUGGAAUACUGUUAAAAGCGGCGUUAAACCCAACUCACUCACUCACUCAAUAAACAGGUGGAGCGAUAAAGAAUGAGACAGCUUCUAGAAAGCUAGUGACAGCCAUCUGUCCUCCAUUGUGAGUGAAGUAGAAUGAAUAAAGAAGCAACAACACGAUAUGACUAAGAAGUAUUCCCAUGACAAGAGGCCAGAAGUGGGACGGAUGACUUUCUGGUAUCUCGUUUGAUAUGGAAGACAUCACAACCAUAGAGGUUUGACGAAUACUGCACGAAUACUGGUUGCAUACAACGAUUACCAUCAGGUACUGGCUUGAUCAUGCACAAGCUAUGGAUACCUUGGUUCCUUCUGUACCUUAGGCUUUACGAGGAAGCAUCUGGUGCCAAGGACCAUCACCAGAGAACUGCCAAUUUUAUCGCACCAUUGGCCAUGUUGACUUAUACCUAACCAAGAGGGUACACUUAAGGAACAAGGUAGGGGAGGAGCGAUAUCUAUACAAGCCAUGGUUCGUGGGUGUCCUUUGGACUGCACGUUCAGGGCUGGUCACCAUGGGACUCCAUUGAAUCACUGUUGUCAAGAAGACCAGUGGUCUACUCUGGAUCAUGGAUAACAACCUUGGUGGCUACCAGGGGACAAAGACGCAUCGGACUCCGAGGGGGGGCCUACAUCCCAGAGGCUUGAAUGUCCGGGAUUGUAUGGUUCAUCAUCAUCCACUACUAAGAUGUCCAAAACUUCCAUGGCCAGGCUUCACGAAACAAAUCAUCACUUGACCUCGUGAGGGCCUUAAUAAAUUGAAGGGUGAUGAAAGGUUUCCACUACCCCAAUUGAAGAAGCAAAUCUACGAGACUCAUGAGAAUCCAUUCCCUAAUGUCUCUUCAGUUGAUAAGGAUUACUUAAAGCUGGUGAAGUUUCCUGACAACAAGAUGUCGUUGCCUACAUGAAGAAACAGGAUUUGGUGUCUGUUAACAGACAGAUGAUGGAGAUCGGAUUUACAUCAAUUGCUUUGUGACAUGAGUUUGCCAUGUAAUACCCCUAUUCAGGAAACACAUAUGCCCAGUGAUACACCCCUCUCAAUGAUGUUGAACCAAGUAGGCUAGCCUUGUCUGACAGGACGUUUGCAGAUGUUGUCUGAGUUAAAAUACAAAAAAAGUCAGGGAACCGGAACAUUGACUCGUUUUUUCUGCCACAUCCAUCAUAGGCACCGCAAUAGCGGUUUUCGUUGAGAUUGAAAGUACAUCAUGUCCCACCUUUGUUUUUUUUCCUCGAGUGUUCUGAAAGAUGAAAAGCGAGAGACUAAAGUGGUGCAUAGCGAGCUACAUGUGCAAAGAAUAUUAUGGAUGUAACAUAUCACUGAGAGUAUAUUUUUAUGAACCGGUGAAAUGACAAGUCUCCAUCUACUAUAUGAAGUGUUAUCCCAGCCAUCUUUCCCAAUUCGUUGCAUCUGGAUUGAUGUUAAAUUGCCGGAAAGAAGUGAGGGUUUUUUGCCUUGCCCAUGCACAGAGCACAGUGCAGAGGUAAACUAUUAUCCACAUUAUUUAUUAGGAUCAGCUGAAAGUGAAGUGGACUUCUGUUGGAAAUCAAAAAGGUUUUUUUAGUUUGUCUGUUGACAGUCAAAAUACAGGAUUUAGGCAAAGAGGUUUAUGAGUGAACACCAUAACACCCACAAGUUAAUAAUGGAAGUACAAAGCCCACCACAGAAUCCAGGCUCUGAAACAUGUGUUGUCUUGGACAGUGAGAGAGAUUUGCUGGAAACAGAUGAUCUCAGGAAAAACACUGUUUCUGACGUGAUAGAAACAGGUGAUAUCAAGAAACAGGAGGGAAUCAAGCCUGAUCAGUGUGUUGUAUGUGGGAAAGAGUUUAAAUGUUCAAGUAAACUGAAGGCACACAUGAAGAUUCACACUGGAAACAAGUCUUAUCAGUGUGGUGAAUGUGGGAAACAAUUUAGACAAUCAUAUAACCUGCAGAGACACAUUAGGAGCCACAGUGGAAUCAAACCUCAUCAGUGUGAUGAAUGUGGGAAAGAAUUUUCAGAGUUAGGUAGCGUGCAGAGACACAUGAGGAUUCACAGUGGAAUCAAGCCUUAUAAGUGUGUUGAAUGUGGGAAAGAAUUUGCGCAUUCAGAUAGCUUGCAGUCACACAUGAGGAUUCACAGUGGAAUAAAGCCUUAUCAGUGUGUUGAGUGUGGGAAAACAUUUACAGAGUCAGGUAACCUGCAGAGACACAUGAGGGUUCACAGUGGAAUCAAGCCUUAUAAGUGUGUUGAAUGUGGGAAAGAAUUUGCAUAUUCAGAUAGCCUGCAGUCACACAUGAGGAUUCACAGUGGAAUAAAGCCUUAUCAGUGUGUUGAGUGUGGGAAAACAUUUACAGGGUCAAGUAACCUGCAGACACACAUGAGGAUUCACAGUGGAAUAAAGCCUUUUCAGUGUGCUGAAUGUGGGAAAGAAUUUUCACGAUCAUGUCAUCUGCAGAUACACAUGAGUAUUCACAGUGGAAACAAGUCUUAUCAGUGUGGUGAAUGCGGGAAACGAUUUACACAAUCAUAUAACCUGCAGAGACACAUUAGGAGUCACAGUGGAAUCAAGCCUUAUCAGUGUGUUGAAUGUGGGAAAGAAUUUUCAGAGUCAGGUAGUCUGCAGAGACACAUGAGGAUUCACAGUGGAGUCAAGCCUUACAAGUGUGUUGAAUGUGGGGAAAAAUUUACAUAUUCAGAUAGCCUGCAGUCACACAUAAGGAGUCACAGUGAAAUCCAGCCUUAUCAGUGUGGUGUGUGUGAGAAAACAUUUACAGAAUCAUGUCAUCUGCAGACACACAUGAAGAUUCACAGUGGAGAGAAACCUUAUCAGUGUGUUGAAUGUGGGAAACAAUUUGCAAAAUCAGGUGGCCUGCAGAGACACAUGAGGAUUCACAGUGGAAUAAAGCCUUAUAAGUGUGUUGUAUGUUGGAAAGAAUUUACUGAGUCAAGUAACCUGCAGAAACACAUGAGGACUCACAGUAGAAUCAAGCCUUCCUAGUACUGGUAGGCACAGCAAAGUUGAAUCAGUGUUAUACUUCAUCGAUAUUGAUAUUUUGGUCCAGAUCCAGGUCCAUUAUCACUCAUGAGAAUUUAGGCUGCUUUGAAUCAAACCCAGCUGUUUUUGUUGAGCAAUUUGUUACAUGGAUGCAUCUUGGGCUCACCACCAUCAGCCAGAGACUAAUCAGUCAAAGCAGUGAAAUGUCUAACGUCUCCUUUGGGCAGCUUAGUGGCUAAAACGUUCGCUUGUCAUGCCAAAGAAAUGGGUUCGAUUCCCAACAUAGGUAUAUUGCCAUAUUUUGCUGUAAUAUUGCAAAAAAGAAUAAAAGAAUAUGAAGGCUUAAUCAUGUUAAUGUUGUAUUCCACCAGGAUAAUGCACCUAUAAUCUAUAAAUCUGUUGUCGCCAUGACGACAAUGCAUGACUGUGGCUUUGAACUCAUUGAACUUCUCCUUAUUCCCCCAAAUUCCUUCAAACA